Molecule: messenger RNA, 1075 nt
Organism: Pyrus x bretschneideri (Chinese white pear)
Lineage: Eukaryota; Viridiplantae; Streptophyta; Magnoliopsida; Rosales; Rosaceae
Product: transcriptional adapter ADA2-like
Exons: 8
Coding region: 1-999 (332 amino acids)
Biological process (GO): chromatin remodeling; regulation of transcription by RNA polymerase II
Cellular component (GO): nucleus
Molecular function (GO): zinc ion binding; transcription coactivator activity; protein binding
Source: RefSeq, a predicted model, not a curated record
AUGGGUCGGUCCCGCGCGGUCUAUCAGGGCGCCGUCGACAAUCCCAAUCAGAACGGCACAGCUCAGAAACCUGUGGCCCAAGAAAUCAGCGAACCCAAAGGGGCUUUCUACCAUUGCAAUUACUGCAAUAAGGAUAUUUCUGGGAAAAUUCGGACAAAGUGUGUGGUGUGUCCAGAUUUUGACCUUUGCAUUGAGUGCCUCUCUGUUGGAGCUGAGCUUACGCCUCACAAAUGCAAUCACCCUUACAGGGUUAUGGAUAAUUUGGCUUUUCCACUUAUUUGUCCAGACUGGAAUGUAGAUGAAGAGAUGCUACUGCUCGAGGGUAUUGAAAUGUAUGGAUUUGGGAAUUGGACUGAAGUUUCUGAACAUGUUGGAACGAAAACCAGACAACAAUGUAUUGAUCAUUAUAAAGCUAUAUAUAUGAACUCUCCACACUUUCCUCUCCCAGGCAUGUCUCAUGUUAUGGGAAAGAGCAGAGAGGAGCUUCUUGCUUUGGCUAAGGGAUGCCUCAAUAGUUUAAGAUCGAACCAUUCAGAAGCUCGAACUGCAGGUUGUACGACAGCUUCUGAGGCCAGUAGAUACCUUGAAGAGAAGAGGAAGAAGGAAGCGGAACAAAGUGCCCUAAGGACUAAGGAAAGCUCUCAGGCUGGUAAAGGCUUGCAGAUCAGCCCUCGGGGAUCUUUUAAGGGAUCCACUGUUCUGCAUCCCAUCAGCAAGGACACAUAUUUAACUACGCAAGCUAUUUCAAGCUCGUUGGAUUAUUGGGAUAUCACUGGGCUAGUUGGGGCUGAUUUACUAUCCGAAACUGAACAAAGACUUCGCAGUGAAUUCAGAAUCCUACCUUCACAUUACCUUAACAUGCUGCAGACCAUCUCCACAGAGAUUGUGAAUGGCAAUGUUAAGAAGCAAGCGGAUGCCCAUCGCCUGUUCAAGGUUGAACCGAGCAAAGUCGAUAGGGUUUACGACAUGCUUGUGAAAAAGGGAAUGGCUGAAGCAUAGUUAUGCCUCCAGUCUCGUUCUUGUAAACCUGUACAGUACUGUUUCUUAAUUGAAGGGGAAAAUCCCAUUCGUAUCA